This is a messenger RNA of Procambarus clarkii (red swamp crayfish), 1953 nucleotides long. RefSeq lists its product as uncharacterized. The record is from RefSeq and is a predicted model, not a curated record. Lineage: Eukaryota; Metazoa; Arthropoda; Malacostraca; Decapoda; Cambaridae.
UGUGAGGACCACGCACGCGCUCGCUCCUCCUGUAUUUAUCACAUGUCAGUCAUGAGGGAGGCACGGGUCCUCUGCCUGUCUGUCUUCAUUGUAAACAGUCACACCCACAUCCACACUCUCCGAUCAAAGAGAGAUCUUUUGGGAGUGGAUAUCUACAGAGAUUUGAACACCUCACCGUCCUCGGCUAACUCUCCCCCCAACUCUUGGCUGUACAAGUUCCCUCCGUGGUUCCUACCUGGGAACCCCGCACCAGAGGGCUUUCACUCUCACCGAGACACACACAAAGCUGGCACUCCCGAGUUCUCCAUGGUAGACGACGGCGACAUCCUCAUCAUCGACAACUUUGGCGUUAGUGAUCUCGUUGGUCACAUUAACAACGUUAGAGUCCCUGGCAACUCAGCGUUCCGAGACGAAGUAGUGCAGACACUUCUUGAUGUUAAGUAUAGUAGAGGUCAAAACCCUGCUUUCCGAAAAGGGAAAGUCGCUUCUGAAGGCACAUCUGGUGAAUUGGUGACUCCCUGGUUAGUGCCCCAGAGCGUGCCAGAGCCACCCCUGCCCUCCCCGGUCCCUACUGCGCCUAUCUCCCUCCACGACAACCAUGACAACGACGUAAGGGAUCAAACCCACGGAGGGAAAGUUAAUCUCGUUAAUACAGCGUUGCGGCCUAACGAAGCCUUCCCUUUCAUUUCAGACAAUGAAGAUGUUUUUCGGACAAUAACGUCAUCAAGAGAGCCCACUCCAACAGACGUUGAUAACAAAGGGUUCCGGCCGAGCCCCUUUGACCGGUUGCGUACUGCGCGUCCCAUCAACAGAGCUCAGGUUGAACAUUCUUCCAGUAACAAAGAUACCUUCCGGCCAUCGAAGCUGAUCUCCGUGACUCGUGUGUCCGAGGACUCGUCACCAGGAGCUCCAGCGGUAACUUCGCCAGGACAGAAACAUGGCGUCGGCAACAGUAACUUUCAGCACAAUAUUAUCAGCAAAAACUUUUUUAGAGACCGACAAGCUUUUCUGCUCAAGGCAUCAGAUCGGCCACGAUCAUCGAGAACCUUGAUUCGUGGCAACGACAAUGAUAUCGGGAAUCCCCAGUUGAUCAGCAAACAAGAUGACCCAUUAUGGGUACCCUUUGUCCCAGGUGUACCUUUGUUCCUCCAGCGAAGCAGAAGGCUGUCACAAACCGGGAGCCGAGGAGAACCCCUACGAAAUAAAGAUCACCCUCACAAUUCACAGCUUGACACUUUAGGAAGCCCACAGGAUGUAGUCAGCGACCCACAGCUCCGAAAUCGAGAAGAAUCGGAAUCAAACUCUUUUCAGUUACCCUCGAGCAUCCAGGAUAUUAUCAACAGCGACUCUGACACAGCCCAGCCGCUGUAUAUCAGAGAACCCAUCUCUGUCACCUCAAGCCGUGGGACAUCAUCAAACAGAGGAGGCGACGGAAGCGACAGAUGGUCCUGGCCGACGUUUUGAGUGGCAAGAUUGUGAUUAUAUCCCGCUUAGUAGAUUGUAAUUGACACGCUCAGUGGUAUUCGACUCACAUCACACACAUUGACCCUGCGUCGCUACACACACACAUUGACCCUGCGUCGCUGCACACACACAUUGACCCUGCGUCGCUACACACACACAUUGACCCUGCGUCGCUGCACACACACAUUGACCCUGCGUCGCUGCACACACACAUUGACCCUGCGUCGCUGCACACACACAUUGACCCUGCGUCGCUGUACACACACACAUUGACCCUGCGUCGCUGUGCACACACAUUGACCCUGCGUCGCUGUACACACACAUUGACCCUGCGUCGCUGUACACACACAUUGACCCUGCGUCGCUACACACACACAUUGACCCUGCGUCGCUGUACACACACAUUGACCCUGCGUCGCUACACACACACAUUGACCCUGCGUCGCUGUACACACACAUUGACCCUGCGUCGCUGCACACACACAUUGA